Molecule: messenger RNA, 3505 nt
Organism: Nicotiana attenuata
Lineage: Eukaryota; Viridiplantae; Streptophyta; Magnoliopsida; Solanales; Solanaceae
Product: putative phospholipid:diacylglycerol acyltransferase 2
Exons: 6
Coding region: 234-2438 (734 amino acids)
Biological process (GO): lipid metabolic process
Cellular component (GO): cytoplasm
Source: RefSeq, a predicted model, not a curated record
UGCAAGUUGUUUUCACCUCUGACUACUCCAUGUAUGUAUAUGUUGCACUACUGUGUAACCACAAAACAACUCCUCAAAUCACUCUUCUUCACCACGUGCUAGUGCUCACUCAGUACUACUAGCUCAGCACCAUUAUAACGCCUGUUCUCAUGGGUUUUCAUUCUUUUCUUGAUUUUUGCUAGAAUUCAUGUCCAUUUGUUACUCUCUUCCCCUCAAUUCUGCAUUUUGCAUUGAUGGGGUUCUUCCAUUUCUUGAAAACACAGCUUAGUAGGAGUUUGCAGCUCAAUUUGAGUGCCAUUUCUAACUAUGUUAAUCAGCUCAUUUCUUCAUCAAUUGUAGACUGUAAAGUUAGAAUCUUGACUUCAUUGGCUUCAAUUCUUGGGUUUAGGAAGCUAUGUUUUCUUGAGCCAGUGAAGUGUAACAAAUCAUUUGAAGAUGGCAAACAAUCAUUUGAACCCUCCAAAUCCAAUGUUGACAAGAAACAAGAAAAUGCUGUUUCUGCUUAUCAAAGGGUUAUUGAGAAGCCAAAACACAAGAAAACCAACAAGCAGUCUAAGGAAUGGAGAUGUAUAGAUAACUGCUGUUGGAUAAUUGGAUACUUGUGCACAACUUGGUGGCUGCUUUUAUUUCUAUGCAAUUUUUUGCCUGCCAAUUUUCCAGGACUUAAGCUGCCUGAACCACCUGGGACUAGACUCAAAAAUGAAGGCUUAAUUGCUCACCACCCUGUAGUUUUGGUGCCCGGGAUUGUAACUGGAGGUCUUGAGCUUUGGGAAGGUAGGCCUUGUUCUGAAGGCUUAUUUCGUAAGAGACUUUGGGGUGGUAGCUUUGCUGAAAUAUUCAAGAGGCCUUUAUGUUGGUUGGAGCAUCUAUCUUUGGAUAAUGAAACAGGGCUUGAUCCACCAGGGAUUCGAGUCCGGGCAGUGACAGGAUUAGUAGCAGCUGAUUAUUUUGCUCCUGGUUAUUUUGUUUGGGCUAUUCUUAUUGAGAAUUUGGCAAAGAUUGGAUAUGAACAGAAGAAUAUGUAUAUGGCUUCUUAUGACUGGAGACUAUCCUUCCAAAAUACAGAGAUCAGAGACCAAUCUCUGAGCAGGCUAAAGAGAAAAAUUGAGCUUUUGUAUGUAACAAAUGGUAACAGGAAAGUGGUGGUAGUGCCUCAUUCAAUGGGAGUAAUCUAUUUUCUCCAUUUCCUUAAAUGGGUUGAAGCGCCUCCUCCCGUUGGAGGGGGUGGUGGCCCAAAUUGGUGUGCCAAGCACAUCAAAACAAUCAUGAAUGUUAGUCCAGCGUUUCUUGGAGUUCCAAAAGCUGUGGCCAAUAUAUUGUCUGCUGAGGGAAAAGAUGUUGCCUUUAUCAGAGCAGUGGCUCCUGGUCUGUUAGACUCUGAGACCUUUGGUUUCCAAACCCUUCAACAUGUUAUGAGGGUAUUUCGAACAUGGGACUCUGUCGUUUCAUUGCUGCCGAAAGGAGGAGAGACAAUUUGGGGCGACCUGAAUAGGUCCCCAGAAGAAGAAAAUGUAUGUCAUUCAGCAAAGAUGCAAUACCUGCAAUCCUCUUCAAAGGAGAACAAUGGAAAUGAUACCGGCCCUCGGAGGACUUCCGAAGUAAUACGGCGUGCGAAAUACGGAAGAUUAGUUGCGUUUGGGAAGGCAGCAUCUGAGUUACCUUCUUCACAGCUCUCCUUUAUUGAUUCAGAGGAAUUCAUGCAUGAAAGUGCGCCCAUUUCCAACACGUCAUGUGAAGAGUUGUUGACAGAGUAUGAUGAGAUUAGUCGAGAGAGCAUCAAGAGAGUGGCUGAAAAUGAAGCAUACACAGCAAGAACUCUCAUAGAUCUUCUCAGAUUUGUAGCACCGAAAAUGAUGCAGCGCACAGAGGCACACUUUUCUCAUGGAUUAGCAGAAAACUUAGAAGAUCCCAAGUAUAGUCAUCACAAGUAUUGGUCAAAUCCACUUGAAACCAUGUUGCCAGAUGCUCCAGAUAUGGAAAUUUACUGCUCAUAUGGAGUGGGAAUUCCCACUGAAAGAUCAUAUGUCUACAAGAUGUCACCUUCUGACAGAUGCAAGAGCAUUCCUCUUCAAAUUGAUAGCUCUGCAGACGGAAGCGAUAAUGGCUGCUUGAGUGGUGGAGUAUACUUUGUCGAUGGCGAUGAGAGCGUGCCAGUCGUGAGCGCUGGCUUCAUGUGCGCAAAAGGAUGGCGAGGCAAGACACGUUUUAACCCCUCGGGGAUUUCUACUUACGUGAGAGAAUACCAGCACAAGCCACCAGCUAGUUUGCUGGAAGGGAGAGGCACAGAAAGUGGUGCCCAUGUUGACAUUCUGGGGAACUUCGCCUUGAUCGAGGAUGUUCUACGUGUUGCUGCUGGUGCCUCAGGUACAGAGUUAGGUGGUGAUAGGAUUUAUUCGGGUAUCAUGGAAAUGUCGGAACCCAUAAAUAUUCGGUUAUGACAGCAAAGCAAUUUUUGAUACAUGGAUGAAGAACAAAGUGAGUCAGAUAAAAGGGUUUAAAUAAUAUAGAAGAUAUGAGUGCAGUAACGUUGUUAUUAGCUUUACGGAAACAAACGACUUAAGACAGAGCCUCAGGAAGGAAUCAGGACAUAUGAAGUGUGUGGAAUCAGUAAGGUGGGAGUCAAAAGGGUAACUAUGCUAGUGACAAUCAGGGUGACAUUUCUGACUUUUGGAAUCUCCUAGUAAUAUGUUCUUAGCUUCUCUGAUUGUAAAAUUCUUUAGGUCUGAGGUGUGUAAUGAUCAGAGUUUCAGUGUUGAAAGUUUUUCGCCAAAUUUCUGUCUUGAAUUACACUGACCAACACUUUAGUAACACCUGCUGGGGCGUCACUCGGAAAAGUUGAGCUUUUCUCUGCUGAUUACAAAGGUGGAGCAGUAAUUAGGAGUUUGACUAUCACUUUAAACGUGAACACUGAAGAAAUACUUUUAUGCUUAUGAUGCAGACUGGACUUGUUUUGUUUUUCUACCAAUCUUGUUCCAAUCACAAGAUUGACAAGCAAGAACUUGACUUGCUUGGAUUCAAGGCGAAAACAAAAAUAUUGGCCCUAAAGCUUUAGCAAGAUACGAUGAACCUGAUCAGACUGAGCAAUUUGUAAUUACUUGAGUACCGUACCAAAGAGUUUCUUUCACAGAACAAAACUCUUUCUUCUCAGAUACCCUCUCCAAGUUCAAAAUAUCAAACGAGGUUUGACAUAUCUUUUCUUUCAGAUAAGACCAGAUGAAAACAAGGUUUAUAUUCUACGGGAAAAAGAAAAAAAAACAGUUCAAAAUUCCCACUACAAACGAGAAAAUUGUCUCCUCGUGCCUUUGCUCAAUCUAACUGCUUGGGACAACCAAAAUUCUGCAAGCCUGGCCAACAAGGUAAAGAGAAUUGUAUCAGUGGAUCCACUGAGGAUAGGAGUUUCGAACUGUUGGAAAGACAAACCAAAAUUAUUUUGAGUAUUCACUGUCCAUGAUAGUAUAAUUAGUUCCUCAUUCCACCCCACCCCCCCACCCCCCAAACCCCCCUU